GAAGCAACAUGUGAGCUUAAGUUGUGUGUUUGUGUUGUGAGCGACGUACAGAGGUUUGGUGCAUUUGGUGCCUCAAAGGUCAUAGACUGAGUCUGCUGUUCUUCCAGAUGAGGAUCAGCACCUCCAACUCUGAGGUCUGAGAGCGACACCUAGUUCAAAGCCUACUUCAGCUUGCUGCUCUGAGAGGCAGCAGCUGCGCUCCGAAUCUCUGACAGAUACCUGAGCGUGGCUCUGUCCCUCUGGGUUGGACACGUCGGGCCUGAGGAGCAGUGAGACAGCAGGUCUCUGGUUCAUUUCCUCAGCUCUUUUCUUCUUUCCAUCUUCCCCUCCUCAUUAUUCCUGACGUUUGCUGCGAGCUCCGGUUCAGGAAGUGAGUUCAGCUGGACGCUUCUCCGCUCGCUCGCUGCCAACAAGUGAAAGAGUUUUAUGUAACGAGUCUGGCCGCGGCUCAGAUUCUUCAACUGUUGCUCAUCUCGACAGGAGAGUCAUGUGACCCGAGAGGGAGAGAAAAACAGAUGCUGAGAGAGAGGAGACAAAGGAGGGCUGAAAGAAUCACACUCAGAGAAAAUAUGCUUUAGAUUCUCGAGGUUCCGGACCAUCACUCAUCCUGGUACCGGGUUCCCCACAGAACCAUGUCAUUGACUGAGGUUCUGACAGAAUGAAAGAUGAGAUGAGAUGUAGGGAGUGGGCUGGUGAGACUGGCGGACCAUCAUGCACCUCUUCUUGCUGCUGAUUCUUCAAACCACAGCAGCUCUCGCACAGAUCGACCCUGCACACUGCCGCUAUGCGCUGGGCAUGGAGGAUGGACGGAUCAAGGACAGUGACAUCACGGCGUCCAGCCAGUCGCACGAGACCACCGGACCUAAGUAUGCCAGGUGGAACCGUGACGAGGGGGACGGCGCCUGGUGUCCUGCGUGGCAGGAGACCUCCGACAGUCAGUACCUGCAGGUGGACCUGGGUCGACUCACCUUCCUGACCAUCAUCGGGACGCAGGGACGAUACGCUCGCAGCUCGGGGAAGGAGUUCGUCCAGGCCUACCGCCUCAACUACAGCCGAGACGGGCUGACCUGGCACAUGUGGAGGAACCGGCGCGGUAACUCAGAGAUCGAGGGCAACAAGAACGUCUACACGUCAGUUAUCAACGACCUCCAUCCUCCUGUCAUCACGCGCCACGUCCGCCUGAUCCCCGUCACCAUGCUGUCCACCAUCAUCUGCAUGAGAGUGGAGCUUUACGGGUGUCAGUGGGAGGACGGUCUGACCAGCUACAGCGCUCCGGAGGGUCAGGUGAUGAUGCAGCCCGGGUCUCCCUACAUCACCCUCAACGACUCCACCUACGACGGGACGCACGAGCGGAGGAGGCUGUCCGGGGGUCUGGGUCAGCUGACCGACGGCGUCAUCGGCCAGGACGACUUCAAGCUGACUCGGCAGUAUCCUGGGUGGCCGGGCUACGACUACCUGGGCUGGAGGAACGACUCGCUGGGAACUCGGGGACACGUGGAGAUGGAGUUUGUGUUCGACAGACCGAGGAACUUCACCUCCAUGAAGGUUCACAGCAACAACAUGUUCACUCGCGGCGUGAAGAUCUUCUCCUCCGUCUCCUGCUGGUUCAAGCCGAGACUCGCCAACAGUUGGGAGUCGGAUUCUGUCGACUUCACGACCGUGCUGGACGACCGGAACCCCAGUGCUCGCUACGUCACCGUGCCGCUGAACCGCCGUGCCGCCAAGUCGCUGCGCUGCCGCUUUUACUUUGCAGAUGUUUGGAUGAUGUUCAGUGAGAUCUCCUUCCAGUCAGAAGACACCCUCUUCCCGACCCAGUCCUCCAUGAUUGUGACCCCCUCACCCUCCGGCAGACCGCCCACCGUGGCCCCGACACCAAAGAGCAGUAUGACCUUUGACCUCGACACACUGGCUGUGUGUGUAGAAGAAUUUGACGAGUCGGUCUCCACAGCGGUCAGCCCCUCGGCCAGUGUUCUGCCCGACGACGGAAACACACCCAUCCUGAUUGGCUGCCUGGUGACCAUCAUCCUGCUGCUGGUCAUCAUCAUCUUCCUCAUCCUCAUGUGUCAGUGCGUUUGCAAGGUUCUGGAGAAGGGGCCUCGAAGGAUCCUGGACGAGGAGGUCACUGUCCGGCUGUCCUCCUGCAGCGACACCAUCAUUCUGCAAACCCCCCCAGUGCCCCCUCGAUCUGGACACGGCUCUGCAGGGCGCGCACACGCCGACACACACUACGAGCGGGUCUUCCUGCUGGACCCUCAGUACCAGAACCCGGCAGUGCUGAGGAACAAACUGCCCGAGCUGUCGCAGAGCGCUGAGGCAUCAGCCUGCGGCGGAGGCUACGCCGAGCCGGACAUCACCCAGUGCACGCCGCACCAGUGUUUCCAUAGCAACGCUCCGCAUUACGCAGAGACGGACAUCGUGCGGCUACAGGGUGUCACCGGCAGCAACAUGUACGCCGUCCCCGCCCUCACCGUGGACUCGCUGACCAGGAAGGACAUCUCUGCUGCAGAGUUCCCACGGCAGCGUCUUCUGUUCAGGGAGAAACUGGGCGAGGGGCAGUUUGGAGAGGUGCACCUGUGUGUAGCGGAAGGUCUCCCAGAAUUCCUGGGCGAGGGCUCGCCGCUUCCUGACAGAGAUGGCCGCUCUGUGUUGGUGGCGGUGAAACAGCUGAGAGCCGACGCCACCAGUCAGGCUCGCAACGACUUUCUGAAAGAGAUCAAGAUCAUGUCCCGCCUCAACGACCCCAACAUCAUCCGGCUGCUGUGCGUGUGUGUGUCGUCCGACCCACUGUGCAUGGUGACGGAGUACAUGGAGAACGGAGACCUCAACAUGUUCUUGUCGCAGCGCGAGAUCGAGAGCACACUGACACACGCCAACAACAUCCCCUCUGUCAGUCUGUCGGACCUGCUCCACAUGUCAGUCCAGAUCUCCUCGGGGAUGAAAUAUUUGGCCUCUCUGAACUUCGUCCACCGAGAUCUGGCCACCAGAAACUGUCUGUUGGACCGCAGACUGACCAUCAAGAUCGCAGACUUCGGGAUGAGCCGGAACCUCUACAGCAGCGACUACUAUCGGAUCCAGGGCCGAGCCGUGCUGCCCAUCCGGUGGAUGGCCUGGGAGAGCAUCCUGCUGGGCAAGUUCACCACAGCGAGUGACGUGUGGGCUUUUGGCGUGACGCUGUGGGAGAUCUUCACUCUGUGCAAGGAACAACCGUACAGCCUGCUGUCGGACGAGCAGGUGAUCGAGAACACUGGCGAGUUCUUCAGGAACCAGGGCCGACAGAUCCACCUGUACGCCCCUCCUCUCUGCCCUCCGUCUCUCUUCGAGCUGAUGAUGCGGUGUUGGGGUCGCGACAUCUCGGACCGGCCGUCUUUCGAGGGUCUUUACGAGGCUCUGCGGCCUCACGUCAGUCAGUGACCCCUAGCUGACCCUCAGGCCCACAUUCAGGAUUUUCCUCUGCAGAGGUUUGUGAAGAUUCCCGGAGCCGGGACUGGAGCCUGCAGCCGAGACUGAGCUGCUGUUUUUUUUCUGAAACUCUGAGGAGGAACUGUGAGACUUCGUCACUAUUAAGCUUCUUUUUUUCAUUCAGACAUUUCACGUCAUUUCCUGUCAACCUGCCAAGGCCUCACCAACUCUUUCCGGCAUCCUCGAGCGGAUUCUGUAGUCCCUCUGGUCCCUGUGGUUCCCCUGUAAAGCACUGUCUCUCAGUUCUUCCUGUCUAGCUAACCACACUGGAGCAAACGGGGGCGGGGUCAAAGUGUAGUGUUUUUUUUUUUAGAUGUUUAUUCUAUUUUAUUUGUAUUGUUAAACGUAGUUUCACUUUU
Molecule: messenger RNA, 3818 nt
Organism: Synchiropus splendidus (mandarinfish)
Lineage: Eukaryota; Metazoa; Chordata; Actinopteri; Syngnathiformes; Callionymidae
Gene: ddr2l
Product: discoidin domain receptor family, member 2, like
Exons: 18
Coding region: 712-3411 (899 amino acids)
Biological process (GO): multicellular organism development; cell surface receptor protein tyrosine kinase signaling pathway; positive regulation of kinase activity
Cellular component (GO): signaling receptor complex; membrane
Molecular function (GO): ATP binding; protein tyrosine kinase collagen receptor activity; collagen binding
Source: RefSeq, a predicted model, not a curated record